Serinus canaria (Common canary) is the source of this 598-nucleotide messenger RNA. RefSeq names its product fibulin-2-like. Bases 92 to 598 code for a protein of 168 amino acids. The record is from RefSeq and is a predicted model, not a curated record. Lineage: Eukaryota; Metazoa; Chordata; Aves; Passeriformes; Fringillidae. The transcript has 2 exons.
AGGAGACAGGAGCGGGGCUGCCUCCCAAGGGAUCCCAGCGCAUCCCAACACAUCCCAGCGAAUCUCAGCGCCCGUCCCACCCUGCAGAACCAUGGCUCUCCCCGCCGCCCUUCUCCUGUGGCUCGCCUGCCUCCUGCUCCGCAGCGCGGCCCCAAAACCCACCUGCGACCCCAGCGCCUGCCCGCCGUGCCCCCAGGGUGACCCGGAGGUGACAGCCAGCCCCGGGGUCACCGGCUGCUGUCCCCCGUGCCCGCUGCCCUGCUCCUGCCCGCCCUACCUGGAGAGCGACUGCGAGAUGCAAGGAUUCCCCGACGGCCGCGUCCCCGCCGGCCGCUCCUUCUACAUCGACUUCGCCCGCAGGCUGUGCACCUGCCGGCCCGGCGGGGACAUCGCCUGCAGCCCGCUCUGCCCCCGGCCCGAGCCCGCCUGCCGCGCCCUGGGCAGCCCGGUGGCCGAUGGCUGUCCCCGCUGUGUGUGCUACGACCCGGAGGGGAUGGCGGUGCCCGCCGGCUCCUCCGUGCGCCGCGGCUCCCGGGAGUGCCGGUGCCCUGCCCUGGGCGGGGAGCUGCUGUGCGGAGAGCCUGGUAGCGAGGAGUGA